Messenger RNA from Frankliniella occidentalis (western flower thrips), 726 nucleotides. RefSeq lists its product as uncharacterized. Gene Ontology annotation, biological process: DNA replication. The transcript has a single exon. Bases 1 to 726 code for a protein of 241 amino acids. The record is from RefSeq and is a predicted model, not a curated record. Gene Ontology annotation, molecular function: DNA-directed DNA polymerase activity; DNA binding; nucleotide binding. NCBI's taxonomy places the organism in Eukaryota, Metazoa, Arthropoda, Insecta, Thysanoptera, Thripidae.
AUGGGAGUGAUGGAGCAGUUCUUUGACUAUUUGCAGUCUUUUGGCCCCAAAACGAAAAUUCUGCUCGUGGCCCAUAACGCCAAGGCGUUUGACGCCAUGUUUGCGUUGCAGGAGGUGAUUAAGCGCAGGUUGAAAAAUGAGCUUAUUCUCCAGGGCGCAAAAAUCUUGUGUAUGAAAGUGGGGACUUGGGAGUUUAUAGACAGCCUCAUGUUCCUGCCCAUGCCGUUGAGCGCCAUGCCAAAGUCUUUCGGACUCAAUGAGCUUAAAAAGGGGUAUUGGCCAUUCCUAGCCAACAAACCGGAAUAUUACCAAUAUGAGGUCCCGUUGCUAGAGAAGGAGCUGUACUGUGUCUCGGACAUGAAGUCCAAACCAGCGGCAGACUUCCACAAAUGGCAUGAUGAGCAGACAGCCAAUGGCUAUGUCUUCAAUUUCAGGCGUGAACUGAUAGACUACUGCAUCUCCGAGGUCACUAUCCUGCGCCAAGCCUGCACAGCCUUCCGUGAGCUGUUUGAGGAAAAGGCGGGUUUCGACCCCAUGUUCAACUGCAUCACGCUGAGUUCAGCAUGCAUGGCCGCCUACAGGCGCAAUUUCCUCCCAGCAGACACAAUAGGGAUUGUCCCUCCGGGUGGCUAUCACGGCAGGGGAAAGCAGAGCCAGAUUGCCCUCAAGUGGCUCGACUACGAGUCGCAAAAGUUGGGUAAAGUGAUUAGAACCUUUGCACACUGA